UAAUCCUAGUGGUUUUGAUUGGAGUUGGAUGGGUUGUCAUUUUCUUUCACGGGUUUCUUGGGGAUCGAUUCUUUCUUUUCGCCGGCAGCGAGCAAUCAUAACCCAAAUCAAUGCGCUAUUACUUGCCGAUUUGGUUGCUGCGUGCUGUCCGUAGUCGUUCGAUCGUGCUCGCACGAGGUCGAUCUACGUUGAUGCUGUAAUGGAGUUUACAAAGAAGUCCACCGCUGGGACAAAGAUGGAACGGCUCCAAUCCAGGCGGCGCUAAAUCAGAUUCACGGCAUGAAUUGGUCGCUUCCUAGGUUCCGAGGGCCGGAUUCCUACUGUAAGUGACCAGGGAAUUGGUGCCUUCAAGGUUCAAACUCCAGUUUUAGAUGCCUGCGGAUUUAGACACUUCUAUAAAGUCAGAUAGCGGAACUAGUUUCUUGUUUCUUUUUUAGAAACGAAUUAGUUUCUUGUUGUGUGCAAGUGUCUAGCAUCUUGCAACGAACUCUGUCGCCGAGCCAAAGUUUUGUUUGCGCUGCGCAGGCGUCUACUUCUUUAUCUGAAACUCUGACGAACAAAAUCUUCAGGUGUUGAAACACCAGUUUCAUGCCUUUUUUAGUCCUCGUCUCUGAACCAGUUGCAUACAACUCUUUGCAUGCUGCCGUCUUUGAUUAGGUAGGUGAACUCGGUUAUCAUGGGCCUCGAGGUAGCAGGUGGCGGGGAAGCUGCAGUUAAGGGGAAGUUCUGGGGUAUAGUUGUCUGUUUUUUCUUGGGAAAUGGAAGCCUAUUUGCCUGGAACAGUAUGCUUACCAUCGAGGAUUACUAUGUCUCUCUGUUCCCGAAUUACCAUCCGACAAGAGUUCUUACACUAGUAUACCAGCCUUUUGCCUUUGGACUCACCUGCUUCUUUGCAUACUAUGAAGCAACGAUGAACACGAGGAAGAGAAAUCUAGCUGGUUUUGCACUUUUCUUCCUUAGCUCUUUCGCGUUAAUAUUGCUGGACGUUGGUACUAAAGGACAUGGUGGAAUUCCAGCAUACAUUGGUGUAUGCAUAAUCAGUGCCUUUUUUGGGACAUCUGAUGCUCUUGUUCAAGGUGGCUUGGUUGGCGACCUUUCUUUGAUGUGCCCGGAGUUCAUUCAGUCCUUCCUGUCAGGCUUGGCUGCAUCAGGAGUUAUAACAUCAGCUUUGAGACUAAUUACAAAGGCAGCUUUCGAGAACUCACAAAAUGGUCUUCGAAAUGGAGCUAUGCUAUUCUUCUCGGUAACAUGCAUGUUCGAGCUAGCUUGCCUCCUCCUAUAUGCAUUUGUCUUUCCCAAAUUACCCAUCGUGAAGUACUACCGCCAAAAGGCAGCCUCUGAAGGGAGCAAGACUGUUGGCAGCGACCUUGCUGCUGCAGGAAUCAAAACUGAUCAAGAUAGGCAGGUUGAGGAGGAUCCCCAAAAGCACGGACGUUUAAGCACCAAGGAGCUGCUGAUGCAGAAUAUAGACUAUGCUUUGGAUAUCUUCCUGAUAUACGUCUUGACUCUAUCAAUCUUCCCUGGAUUUUUAUCCGAAGAUACUGGAUCACAUGGCCUGGGAACAUGGUACGCGCUUGUGCUGAUCACGAUGUACAAUGUGUUAGAUCUGAUUGGUAGGUACCUACCACUGAUCAAAUGCCUGAAGCUGACGAACCGGAAGGGCCUGAUGGUUGCCAUCUUGGCGCGCUUCCUGUUCAUCCCUGCGUUCUACUUCACGGCCAAGUAUGGCGACCAAGGGUACAUGAUCUUCCUCACGUCCUUUCUGGGACUGACCAACGGCUACCUCACCGUGUGCGUCCUCGCCGAAGCGCCAAAUGGGUACAAGGGGCCAGAGCAGAAUGCUCUGGGGAACGUGCUCGUGGUGUGCCUCCUCGGCGGCAUAUUCUCCGGCGUCGUGCUCGACUGGAUGUGGCUGAUAGGCAAGGGCUGGUAGUCGAGCACUCUCCGCUGUUCGGUCUGCGCGAUUCGUUCGGUGUCGGGCGGGAGGCGCGCUAAUGCUGGCGGUCUUUCGCGCUCCAUAGGUAGAUAGGUGGUUGCCGAAACAAGGAUGCUGCAGUACAGUGGUGUAUUCCGAGUGGUUGUUUGUCUUCUUUCUCAAAAGAGAUUUUAAAUGUUAUGGUCUGUCCAUGUUUGUAAAUAACUUGGCCGCGACAUGCAAACAUAUCAUUACUAGCUUCCCUUUUUUGCUUAGCCGCUUGGGCUGUCUUCCCCUGCUUACCGUAUUGGACGGCAUAUUCUUCAGAAACAAGAAGGGAGUUUGUUCA
Messenger RNA from Triticum aestivum (bread wheat), 2264 nucleotides. RefSeq names its product equilibrative nucleotide transporter 3. NCBI's taxonomy places the organism in Eukaryota, Viridiplantae, Streptophyta, Magnoliopsida, Poales, Poaceae. Gene Ontology annotation, cellular component: plasma membrane. The record is from RefSeq and is a predicted model, not a curated record. The transcript has 9 exons. The coding region runs from base 677 to 1933 and encodes 418 amino acids. Gene Ontology annotation, biological process: nucleoside transmembrane transport. Gene Ontology annotation, molecular function: nucleoside transmembrane transporter activity.